AUCAACCAGCGCUGGUUAACUCAUUGUGUAGUGUGAUAUCUUGAAUCCGGGCGUUUCCAGGUAUUUUCUACCUUUUCCCCCCUCAUUUGCAUGAAUUGUUUUGUAGUAGCUGAGGUAUAAUGUCAUUUUAUUCCGCUUUACCCGUUUAAAAAAUAAGGGCUGGAAUCCCCUCACACUUUAUAAUGCAGAUUAAUAGCGUUUUACAGAAAUAGCAAACUAAUUAAAGGAUGUCCCUGGCCAGUGCAGUCUCAGUACAGUUUGUGGGUCCACAAGGGGCACAGCUGUUGUAAACAUGUUAGGAUUCAUUCAUGUGCAUUAUUGAGGUUUUACAUUUUGUAACAUCAAAGAUGAUGUUCUUACUGGUAGGUUAAGAGGGUAUUUAUUAGAAGUAUAUAUAAAUACUGUAGAAGGAUGGAAUUCCAGGCUGAAGCACAGUAAUUACCAAGCUGCACACAGGAAUAGUGAGAAUUGACAGGAAUUUAAAGGGAUGUAACAGGCAUUAAAAUAAUUUUAGCUUAAAGAUGUUGUUCUGGUGUACAGAUCAUACCCCUGCAGUCUCACUGCUCAAUUCUGGCCAAAACAGCUGAAUUAGAAACACUUUUUAACCCCUUAAGAACUGAGCCAAAUGUACAUGUUUUGAUUGAAAUUAAACGUAAGUAAAACUUGGAAUAUGUCUAUAUGUCUGUUCAACCGCAAUUCACCUCUUUCAUAUUAAGUGCACCCACAAUUAUCAUUUUAUUCAGGAGAAAUAGGGCUUUCAUUUUACAUUUAUUAAGCUAUGAAACAUUAUGUAACAUGAAUAAAAUAUAAAAAAGUGAUAAAUUAAGAAAUUGUGUUUUUUUUUUUUGUUCUGCAUGACAUUUUAACUGUGUAUGUCAUAAUAAUGUUUGCUUUUACUGCAAUAAAAUACACAUAUUUGUAUUCAGCGCUGUUUCAUGUGUAAAACAGUACCCCCUAUGUACAGGUUUUAUGGUGUUUUGGGAAGUUACACUGUCAAAUAUAGCAUGUUAAAUUUUUCAGUUUUUUCACAUUGAAAUUCACCACAUUGGUUAUGUUGCCUUUGAGACCGUAUGGUAGCCCAGGAAUGAGAGUUACCCCCAUGAUGGCAUACCAUUUGCAAUAGUAGACAACCCAAGGUAUUGCAAAUGGAGUAUGUCCAGUCUUUUUUAGAAGCCACUUAGUCACAAACACUGGCCAAAGUUAGCGUUAAUAUUUCUUUGUGUGUGAAAAAUGCAAAAAAACUAAUUUGAAUGCCAAUUUUGGCCAGUGUUUGUGACUAAGUUGCUACUAAAAAAGACUGAACAUACCCCAUGUGCAAUACCUUGGGUUGUCUACUUUAUAAUUUCAAUGUGAGAAAACUGAAACACAAGACUUAUAUUUGACUCUGUAACUUUUGAAAACACCAUAAAACAUGUAUGUGAGGGGUGCUGUUAUACUCAGGAGACUUCGCUGAACACAAAUAUUAGUGUUUCAAAACCGUAAAACGUAUAUAACAAGAAUUAUAGCUUCAGUGUAGGUGCUGUUUGUGUGUGAAAAAUGCAAAAAACUUUACUUUCACUGAUGAUAUCAUCAUUGUAAUACAUUUUACUGUUUUGAAACAUUAAUAUUUGUGUUCAGCAAAGUCUCCCGAGUCUAUUUUAACUUUAUUUCAGGCAGCAGGGGGACUACCUGUCAUUCCAGGCAAUCCCCCUGCUGGCACUGCUAUGGACGGCUAUUCCGUCCAUGUGAUGAUGGACGUGCUGUGCCGCCUGCCGGCGUUUAGAGCCUGGUCCCCAAGGACCGCAUAGCACGCCUGCCGUCCUUAAGGGGUUAAGUCAGUCUUGUUUUCAUUUUGGCUAUUUUGGAGGAGGAGGUGGAGAAUAACUUAAGGUAGAGGGAAAUUGGCAUUGGAAUAAGGAGAAAGUAAAAAUUAUUUUUAACCCUUUAUUUGGCUGGAGAAGAGGGGGGUUCAGAGGAAAACUUUUGUGUUAGUUUUAGAAAUAUAAAAUUAUAUUCCUAAAGUGUUCCUUUAAGGUCAAAAUAACUGAACUGGAAAAAUUCUCAGUCAGCUAUGCUUAUAGUUCGGCUACUUUGUCUUUCAAUUUAAAGUUCACUUUGAAUUCCCUACAAGUCUCACUAUAGGGAAUAACCCUGUUAAUGGGAAAGUGUUGGUCAAAGUACAGCGAGAGAAAAAAGUAUUUGAUCCUCUGCUGACUUUGAACAUUUGCCCACUAUUAAAGAAAUGAUCAGCCUAUAGAUUUAAUGGUAGGUGUUAUUUUAACAGUGAGAGGCAGAAUAAAAAAAAAAAGAAAAAGAAAAACGUAUGUCAAAAAAAGUUCUAAAUUGAUUUGCACGUCAAUUAGUGAAAUAAGUAUUUGACCCCUUCGACUUAGUACUUGGUGGCAAAACCCUUGUUGGCAAUCACAGAGGCCAGAUGUUUCUUGUAGUUGGCCACCAGGUUUGCACACAUCUCAGGAGGGAUUCUGUCCCACUCCUUUUUGCAGAUCCUCUCCAAGUCAUUAAGGUUUCGAGGCUGAUGUUUGGCAACUCGAACCUUCAGCUCUCUCCACAGAUUUUCUAUGGUAUUAAGGUCUGGAGACUGGCUAGGUCACUCCAGGACCUUAAUGUGCUUCUUCUUGAGUCAUUCCUUUGUUGCCUUGGCUAUGUAUUUUGGGUCAUUGUCAUGCUGGAAUACCCAUCCAUGACCCUUUUUCAAUGCCCUGGCUGAGGGAAGGAGGUUCUCACCCCGUCUAUCGUCCCUUUGAUGCGGUGGAGUUAUCCUGUCCACUUAGCAGAAAAACAUCCCAAAGCAUAAUGUUUCCACCUCCAUGUUUGACGGUGGGGAUGGUGUUCUUGGGGGUCAUAGGCAGUAUUCCUCCUCCUCCAAACACGGCGAGUUGAGUUGAUGCCAAAGAGCUCGAUUUUGGUCUCAUCUGACCACAACACUUUCAACCACUUCUCCUCUGAAUCAUUCAGAUGUUCAUUGGCAAACUUCAGACGGGCUGGUACAUGUGCUUUCUUGAGCAGGGGGACCUUGCUGGUGCUGCAGGAUUUCAGUCCUUCACGUAGUGUGUUACCAAUUGUUUUCUUGGUGGCUAUGGUCCCAGCUGCCUUGAGAUAAUUAACAAGAUCCUCCCGUGUAGUUCUGGGUUGCUUUCUCACCGUUCUCAUGAUAAUUGAAACUCCACGAGGUGAGAUCUUGCAUUGAGCACCAAACCGAGGGAGACUGACAGUUAUUUUGUGUUUCUUCCAUUUGCGAAUAAUGGCACCAACUGUUGUCACAUUCUCACCAAGCUGCUUGGCGAUGGUCUUGUAGCUCAUUCCAGCCUUGUGUAGGUCUACAAUCUUGUCCCUGACAUCCUUGGACAGCUCUCUGGUCUUGGCCAUGGUGGAGAGUUUGGAAUCUGAUUGAUUGAUUUUGUGGACAAAUGUAUUUUAUACAGGUAACGAGCUGAGAUUAGGAGCACUCCCUUUAAGAGAGUGCUCCUAAUCUUAGCUUGUUACCUGUAUAAAAGACACCUGGGGGCCAGAAAUCUUGCUGAAUGAUAGGGGAUCAAAUAUUUAUUUCACUCAUUGACAUGCAAAUCAGUUCAUAACUUUUUUUGACAUCAGUUUUUCUGGAUUUUUUUUGUUUUUUUUAUUCUGUCUCUUGCGUUAAAAUACACCUUCCAUUAAAAUUAUAGACUGAUCAUUUCUUUGUCAGUGGGCAAACGUGCAAAAUCAGCAGGGGAUCAAAUACUUUUUUCCCUCACUGUAGCUGAUCUGGAAAAAUUUUCCCACUCAGCUGAAAGUCUGAGCGUGGCUAGUUUAUCCCAAAUUUUGUUAGUCCAGGGUUGGUUCAGAUUUUAGUGAAUAAACCACAUUGUAUCCAUUUAGGUGUUUAAUAGAUCUUUGAAUCAAAGUGGUCCCAUAUGUUGUAUCUGUUUGACCAUAUAAACAUAUAUGUCCAAAUAUUUACACUUUUUAAAUUAUUUUUUUUGCAGGUUCUUCUUUUAUUUUCAACAUGGGGGAACCCCAGCAAGUGAGCGCUUUACCUCUACCUCCCAUGCAGUAUAUUAAAGAAUACACAGAUGAGAACAUUCGUAAGGGUUUGGCCCCCAAGCCACCACUGCCUGCUAAGGAAAGCUACAUGAUGUUUGGCAACCAAUUUCUGUGUGAUGACCUCAUUAUCAGACCUUUGGAAAGUCAAAGCAUUGAACGUCUCCAUCCAUUACAGUUUGACCACAAGAAAGAGUUGAGGAAACUUAAUAUGUCUAUAUUGGUAAACUUUCUGGAUCUUCUGGAAAUUCUGAUACGUAGCCCUGGAAGUAUAAGACGAGAGGAGAAACUGGAGGACAUGAAGUUACUAUUUGUUCAUAUGCACCAUCUAAUUAAUGAAUACCGUCCACACCAGGCCCGUGAAACCCUGAGGGUAAUGAUGGAAGUACAGAAACGUCAGAGGCUGGAGACUGCAGAAAGGUUUCAGAAGCAUCUGGAGCGAGUUGUAGAGGUGAUCCAGAACUGUUUGGCCACAUUGCCUGAUGAUCUUCCUCUUCCAGAUGGAAUAGCUAAUGUAAAGACUGAACCAAUGGAGGUAGAGGAAGAGUGCAUGGAUCAGAGUGAAGGGACACAAGAGGCGACCACUGUUUCAAAAGCUGAUAAAGAUGCAUCAAUGUGUGUUCUCAUUGACAAAAUGACUUAAAAUAUCAGCAACUUAUGCCUUGCAUUCGCAUAAUACUCAGAAGUGUACAGAAUUUUUUUCUUUUCUUGUUUCUCUCUGAGUGAGCUAUUUUCCUAUGUAAUUAUAUUUUUUCUUUGAAGUGUAAAAAGGUCCUGCCACAGUAUGGAAACAUGACUGCACUAUGUACUGGAAAUGAAUAUGCCAGACCUUUUUUGUAAAUAUCUUUUCUUUUUUUUCUUUUUUUCACAGUAUGUAAUCUAUAUCUUUAGUCAAUUGACAGAUUAGAUUUAUUUAGCUGUCUAAUUUUUAACAGAUUGUGUCAUCAAAUUCUUAUAUGGUACACACACUACUUUAGAUAAAUGCAAAGACCAAAACAUGCCAUGUAUUAGCGCUCGCAAGGGUAAAGAUUCUCAGAACAAACCAUUUACAGAUAUUGCUCAUCCCCUUCUCCUGUCAGUCAGUUCAUGCCAGUUGUUGAGUGACAGUGUAGAGCAGGAGAAUCCUAAACUGUUAUCUUGCUUUCUGUAACAACAAUUACAGCUUAGGUGGUGGUGUGUUUUUUUUUUUUUAUUUUAUUUUUUAUGGAAGACAAAACCAUAUGAACUGCUCAGCCUACAUUGUCUUAGGCAAAAAAAAAAAUGCAACUAAAAACUGUCUAAACGUUUGUUUUUGGUUUUAUAAGUAAACCUGUUGGCAUCUGAACUAUUGUUUUUCUUUUUAUACUAGAUGGUUAUACAUCUUGCUGGACACUUGUACACUCUGUAAUGCAUAAAGUGUUAACAGUUUGAUUUUUUUUUACCUUGGGUGCGCUGGUCACAUCCGCUCUGGAGAGCGCACUGUACUAGUGACUAUGUUUGGAGUGCUUCCUUUAAUUGUUACCCAUCGCUCAAUCACCGUGUGUGAUUAAUACAUUUGUCUUUUGUUUUGUUUUUAAAUUCUUUAUUUUUGAAAUUUUUGUAAAGGUUGUGAAGCAUAGGGUGGGGGUACAGAAAAGAAAACAGGGAGUUACAGUUUGUGGUACAGGUUUUGCCAUACAUGUAUGUGCUUUUUUGUUUUGUUAAAGUUUAUCAUAAAUGUCAAGCUUGCAUAUUGGUUGUUUGUCAAUAGUUUCUGCCUGUAUUGUUAUCAAAAUAAGCAUUUACUGUCACUAUUUCGACUUCUGUUAUGGGUUAGUCUCGG
Molecule: messenger RNA, 5818 nt
Organism: Pelobates cultripes (western spadefoot toad)
Lineage: Eukaryota; Metazoa; Chordata; Amphibia; Anura; Pelobatidae
Source: the annotation of a GenBank genome assembly